Messenger RNA from Oreochromis niloticus (Nile tilapia), 5079 nucleotides. It is a transcript of the gene rhbdf1b, whose product is annotated as rhomboid 5 homolog 1b (Drosophila). Bases 1974 to 4331 code for a protein of 785 amino acids. The record is from RefSeq and is a predicted model, not a curated record. The transcript has 17 exons. Gene Ontology annotation, biological process: regulation of epidermal growth factor receptor signaling pathway; regulation of protein secretion. Gene Ontology annotation, molecular function: serine-type endopeptidase activity. Gene Ontology annotation, cellular component: endoplasmic reticulum membrane. NCBI's taxonomy places the organism in Eukaryota, Metazoa, Chordata, Actinopteri, Cichliformes, Cichlidae.
UACAAGGACGGGACCUAAAGCAGCCAAUGCACAAAGAAAAACCUGAGCCUGAGAAAGCCCAGAGAAAAACACUUUAAAAAAUGAUAGGAAAAGUCAGUCUCCUUGGAAGCAAAAUAUAAAGAAAUGAGGGGUGACUCAUGAGUUUUGCUCAGUACUUUAUGAGAGUACUAAACUGGCCUGCCUGCAGUAACUGAUACAUUAUUAAAUAUGACAGCGUUGAGCGGCUGAAACUGCGUGUCGAGCAAUAACUGUGCAAACAUUUGUUUUUCAAAACAAAAACUACUGACGUCUUUGGUUCGCACUUUGCGAUUGCUGUUGUAGGAAGAGGCGAUGCAACACAAAGGAAAACACAUUACUGUCCCCACUUCUUUUCCAAAAAACAUUAAGAUGUACAAGUUUCAGCAUUUAAUGUGUUGUCUUUGUUAUGUUUUCAGUUGGGUUUAAAAGAUUUUCAAACUCACUGGUCACAGUUUCUUCGUGCCACAGCUGUGAGGGUUUGUUGGUGUCAGUCCAGGUCAUACACAGGACCACACGGUUUGUAGGAGACAACAUAACGCAAAUGCUCAUUCUGGCUAUCUUGUGUGCGUCAUACCACUUCAAAGCAGCUGCUUGAACAGAAUUAAAUUGAAUGUAAACGUUUGAAGACGGAGCCGCAACCUGCAGAUACUCUUCAAAAGAGAGCGUCCUAAUGUCUUCAUUUCAUCUUGCAGAAAUGUAUUUGCAUUUGUGGAAGAAGCACAGGAUGCGUUUGAUGUUUGUGAGAGAAUUAAUGCGAUUGUACGUGACUCGUGGAGGUUAGCUGAGGUCCCUCCUCCGCAACAGUUCAUGAAUCUAUUCUAAAUUUUUACUAUUCAAACAAAGCUCGUCUCUGAGUGUGAUUUGUUGUGUGCUCGCGGGGUAUCUUGGAGGACACCCUGAUGUUUGUUUAUCUGGAGGACAAGCGUAGCGCUCUUUAUGGGUCAUUAUUCAUGUUAAGGAGGCAUUCAUUUUGACAGAUUAGGCCACAAAAUUAAACGGUAGAUAACUUUGCCAUUCACCGCAAGUCCACACGCUCAGUUUGACUUCCUUAAAGAAGCUCACGCGAGUUUCAGAACUGCAGAGCACGCUGGGGUUUUAGCUUGGAGCGAUGGGAAAAUAAACCUCUCCAGUAGUGUGUGUAUAUACAGUAUGUGUGUAUGUGUCAUGUCCAGGCAUGUCCAAGGUGCACUCCCUUCAUCGCUUCUCCCUCCUAAUGCCCAUGAUGAUCUUUCUUCUCUCCCUCCUUCUAACGUUCCAUUUCCUGUGGUAUGUUAGAGGGAAAAACUGGUGUUUACAUUCACUCCUGCAAAACAAGGCAGAGACACAGGCAGGCAGAGAGAGAGGGGACUCAUUGAUAGAGAUCGUUGGGGGCUGUUGAUGUGGGAAAAUGUUCAGUUUGACGAGGACCAGCAUCGCUGUCUUUUCUGCCCAGUAGGUCACAUCCUUUCAUGUGAGCUCUCGAGGAGGGACGCUGGGAAGACGGCCAGACAAAUUAACGCUCUUUGUCGGGUACGGAAAUUUAGGCUGUGUGUGCUGGUGACACAAGUUCAGAAAACCCAAGAUCCACCCACUCAUUGUGUGUUAUAUAGUCCAGCUGGAUGAAACUGGAAGCUCUCUGUGGAUUUCUUUUCACGUCAUGAUGUAGACAUCAGCCUCCCGUCUGACUGAGGAGUUUAGCACUGGAUUCUCUCAAACUUUGAUUAACCAGGAGAGCACUGUAGAAGAAAGGGAUGUUCAGCAGACUCCAGACAUGUGCUGAUCCUCCGCUCUUUGCUUAGCGGUGACGUAGAGCUGGCCUGGAUAUCAGGAAAUCCCCUUAUGGAACAUUGUAUGUGGGAUUUGCGAAGGAUCAGUUUGUAUUUGGCAGAUUGAGGUUUAUUAGGGGUCAGGGGCUAAGCGGGGACAGUACUGGUGAUGGAGAUCACUCAGCUCCAGAGUCCUCAGCCCAAUCAGGAAUGAGCCAAACCCUAAAGCCCUCUUGGAGAUCUCAGGACAGGGGUACGGCUGACUGGUUUGGGGUGAGUAAGGACAGUGACAGCACCCAGCGAUGGAGGAGGAAGAGCCUGCAGCACUGCAGUCAUCUGUACGGGGGUCUGAAGACGCAGGUGAUGAGGGAGAUGGAGCUUCACAGCCAAGACAAUCUCUCCCUUGCCAGCACUGAGACCCCUCCUCCCCUCUACCUCCCACCCCUCCACCCCAGUCAUCACCACUAUGGCAUGCAGAGGAUCGUAGACCCCCUGGCUCGGGGUCGUGCCUUCCGCAAUGUGGAAGAAGUAGACGGCUUGAGCACCCUGCAAACUCCCAUGACGCCCGGCACAGCUUCCCUCUGCUCAUUUUCCAGCUCCCGCUCCGCCCUCAAUCGUCUCCCACGACGACGCAAGCGAGAAUCUGUCGCGGUCAUGAGUCUCAAAGCGGCGGCGGCGCUAAUGAAGGGCCGGACGUUAGGCGAGAGCACCGCUGGGCGGCGCCGCAGACGGAGUUUCAUGCCUCCUAGUUUCUUCGAAGAUGACACUGCGGAUUUCCCCGAUGACCUAGAUACUUCUUUCUUCACCAGAGAAGGCCUGCAGGAUGAGUUGUCCAGCUAUGCCGACGAGGUUUUUGAGACUCCAUCGGAGGCUGCCCUCAAACAGCUGGAUGAGAGCGAGCUCACGGGAAGCGCUCUGGAUAGGAAUGAACUAGAGAGGAGUCAUCUCAUGAUGCCUUUAGAGCGAGGGUGGCGGAAGGCAAAAGCAGGCUCUGCGGUCCAACCCAAAGUCCGCCUGAAGCAGGAGGUGGUGAGCGUCAACAGCCAUCAGCAGCGAGGGCAAAGAAUCGUGGUUCCGGUUAAGAAGCUUUUUGCCAGAGAGAAGAGGCCGUACGGGCUGGGCAUAGUCGGACGUCUCACUAACCGGUCGUAUCGCAAACGCAUAGACAGCUACGUCAAGCGGCAGAUUGAAGACAUGGACGAUCACAGGCCUUUUUUUACCUACUGGAUCACCUGCGUCCACCUGCUCAUUACCAUUCUGGCUGUCACCAUUUACGGUAUUGCCCCUAUCGGCUUCUCGCAACACGAAACUGUCGACUCGGUGCUGAGGAACAAGGGGGUUUACGAAAACGUGAAGUUUGUGCAACAGCAAAACUUCUGGGUGGGUCCGAGCUCUGAAGCGCUGAUUCACCUGGGAGCCAAGUUUUCCCCGUGCAUGCGUCAGGAUGAAGAGAUCCACAAGCUGAUCCAGGAGAAGCGAGCACUGGAGAGAGAGUCGGGCUGCUGUGUGAGGAAUGAUCGCUCCGGCUGCCUGCAGACUCUACAGGAGGAGUGUUCGAGCACACUGGCAGUGUGGGUGAAAUGGCCUCAGCACCCCAGUGCUCCUUCUUUGAACAGUAAACUCCGGCAACAUGGUGCCGUUUGCCAUCAGGACCCCAGAAUCUGUCUGGAGCCAGCCUCUGUUUCACCGCAUGAGUGGCCGGAUGACAUCACUUCUUGGCCUGUUUGCACAAGGUUCAACUCCGGGAAUCACACUAACCUCCCCCACAUUGAUUGCACCAUCACAGGCCGGCCCUGCUGCAUCGGAACCAAAGGACGGUGUGAAAUAACUUCUAGAGAGUAUUGUGAUUUUAUGCAUGGCUACUUCCACGAGGAGGCUACUCUCUGCUCACAGGUGGCUUGCAUGGAUGAUGUCUGCGGUUUGCUGCCUUUCCUCAACCCAGAGGUCCCUGAUCAGUUCUCUCGGCUCUGGUUGUCCCUGUUUCUUCACGCUGGAAUUCUGCACUGCUUGGUUUCGGUGUUGUUCCAGAUGACGGUGCUGAGGGAUAUAGAGAAGUUGGCUGGCUGGCUCAGAAUCUCUAUCAUCUACAUGCUCAGUGGCAUCACUGGCAACCUGGCCUCUGCCAUCUUCCUGCCCUAUAGAGCAGAGGUGGGUCCUGCUGGCAGCCAGUUCGGCAUCCUGGCUUGUCUUUUCGUGGAGCUGUUUCAGAGCUGGCAGAUCCUCGAGCGACCGUGGCGAGCGUUUGCUAAGCUGUUGGCCAUCUCUGUGUUCUUCUUCUCUUUCGGUUUGCUUCCCUGGAUCGACAACUUUGCCCACAUCUGUGGUUUCGUUUCCGGAUUCUUCCUGUCCUUCGCCUUCCUCCCAUACAUCAGCUUCGGCCGUUCUGAUAUGUACCGAAAGCGAGUCCAAAUCUGCGUCUUCCUGCUGAUCUUCCUGGGUCUGUUCUCCGCUCUGGCCGUUCUCUUCUACAUCUACCCCGUGAAGUGCGACUGGUGCGAGUACCUCACCUGCAUCCCCAUCACAGACAAGUUCUGCGAGAAGUACGACCUAAAUGCACACCUCCUCUGACUGUUAGUCCUUGGAGUCCAAGCUGAUGUCCACUGAUAAGAUAGGAGGUGCUUGGUAGCACUUACGACUGAUAAAACCAUCAGUAUUUCUAGAUUUUGUAUGGACUGGUGAAUUCCAGAUGUAUUUUUUAAUAUACAAAACAACCUGCAUGAAAGCCUUCAGGAGUUUGACUGAAUAUAUUAAUAUGCAUGAAAACAAGGAGAACAGUGGACUAAUAACUGAUCUGUGUGUGACUGAUCAGCUAAUCAGUGUCCACUUGCAUUGGCCAGUAAAAGUACACCUUAGUGGCCACAUGGAAGUUUUAUUUGGUACUUUUUUACCCAGCAGUCACAGCUUCCUGGACGCUCUGCCAUGAACUCUAAGGACACGAGGCUCUAAAUUCAUCAGCGUGCCUUACUGAAACAGCACAGCCUCUGACUUUAACGUCUGGGGAAACUGCUUUCAGACACAAAUCAUGUCAAAUAUGUUUUUUACUUCAGUAUUUGGAGGCUGGAAUUUUGUUUUUGUUUACCACUCUGGAAACCACAGCCUUUAAAGCACUCCAGUCACAAAUGGAUGUUCUGUUUUUUUAAUAUUCACCUCUUUUUUUAUAUAUGUUUACAAAAAACAACAACAACAACAAAAAAACAAAAACAGGUGGGUUCAUGUGCUCAAUUGUAGAAAGCUGUUAAAAGGUGAAUUUGUGUAUGUGUGUGUGUUUUAUUAAAAGUGGUGGCGUUUUAGCUACCUGGCAAUGAACACAAGAGGA